CCCAUGUGCCCGCCCAGUGACGUCACCGUGCCCGCGGCCUCCAUCUUGAAGCCGCGGCCUCUGAGUCCGGUCCCCCCGCCCCGGGCAGCGGCCUUCCCGGUAUCCGUCUCCAUCAGGAGCCCGGGAGUAGCAGCGGCCAGGGGCAGCAUGGCGGGAGCUGGUGGAGGAAAUGAUAUUCAGUGGUGUUUUUCUCAGGUGAAGGGAGCAGUGGAAGACGAUGUUUCAGAAGCUGAUAUAAUUUCUACAGUAGAAUUUAAUCAUUCUGGAGAGUUACUAGCGACAGGAGAUAAAGGAGGGCGAGUAGUCAUCUUUCAACAAGAGAGUAAGAGCCCUUAUCACAGAGGAGAGUAUAGUGUGUAUAGCACCUUCCAGAGCCACGAACCUGAGUUUGACUACUUGAAGAGCUUAGAAAUUGAAGAGAAGAUCAACAAGAUCCGAUGGCUACCACAAAAAAAUGCAGCUCAGUUCCUGUUGUCUACUAAUGAUAAAACUAUAAAGUUGUGGAAAAUCAGUGAACGUGAUAAGAGGCCAGAGGGUUACAACCUGAAAGAAGAAAAUGGAAGAUACAGGGAUCCAACCACUGUGACUACACUCAGGGUGCCGGUUUUCCGACCCAUGGACCUAAUGGUUGAAGCAAGCCCUCGUAGGAUAUUUGCCAAUGCUCACACGUAUCACAUAAACUCCAUCUCUGUCAACAGUGACUAUGAGACCUACCUAUCGGCAGAUGACUUGCGAGUCAACUUGUGGCACUUAGAGAUUACAGAUAGGAGCUUUAACAUUGUAGAUAUUAAGCCUGCCAACAUGGAAGAGCUGACAGAGGUUAUCACAGCUGCAGAGUUUCACCCCCAUCACUGCAAUACAUUUGUAUACAGCAGCAGCAAAGGCACUAUCCGAUUGUGUGACAUGCGGGAGUCAGCACUUUGUGAUCGUCACUCAAAAUUGUUUGAGGAGCCAGAGGAUCCCAGCAACAGGUCGUUUUUCUCAGAGAUCAUCUCUUCCAUAUCAGAUGUGAAGUUCAGUCACAAUGGCCGAUAUAUGAUGACAAGGGACUACCUGUCAGUCAAGAUUUGGGACCUAAACAUGGAAAAUCGGCCUGUAGAAACAUAUCAGGUUCACGAAUACCUCAGGAGUAAGCUCUGCUCCUUAUAUGAAAAUGAUUGCAUCUUUGACAAAUUUGAGUGCUGUUGGAAUGGACCUGACAAUGUGGUUAUGACUGGAUCAUACAAUAACUUCUUUCGGAUGUUCGACCGCAACACUAAGCGCGAUAUCACUCUUGAGGCAUCGAGGGAGAACAGCAAGCCACGCACAGUGCUUAAACCCCGCAAAGUAUGUGCUAGUGGCAAGCGGAAGAAGGAUGAAAUUACGGUUGACAGUCUGGACUUCAACAAGAAGAUCCUGCACACAGCCUGGCAUCCUAAGGAAAAUAUAAUUGCAGUGGCAACCACCAACAACCUGUAUAUAUUCCAGGACCGAGUCAAUUAGCAUUGACAUUCUCUUAUGGGACAGUCCCUAGUCACCUAGAACCAGUAGACACAUUUAGAAUGUGUACCCUAUUCCAGAACCAAGGAAAAUUAUCCACAGAGCGGGAACUCUUGCCAGUCCCUUUUCGUCUGACUUUUUUUUUUUCCCCUCCAAUGUUUAAGGUGCCAUCACAUAUCCUUUUAAUAGCUGCUUGAGAAGAGCCCUAUGUUUCUGCCGUUUUCUUAAUGUAUUAUGGAAGCAGCUGGGUUUACUGUACCUUUAUGGUUGUGUUUUUUUUAUUAUUAUUUUUAACCCUCUCACCAGAUGUGUAGAAUUGAUUUUUCUAUUUUUUAUUAUUUUGAUAUGCCAAUUGCAGUACUGGCCUUCUCACUGUAGGAUUAUGCUUGUAGGGCUGGGGCAUGAUAUUGGCUCCUACAAUGCUGAUGGGUGUAAUCUGGGUAACAUUAUGUUCUUUACAAGCCUUUAUUACUUUGUUCUGUUCUUAUUUGUUCUGUCCCUGGCUUACAAUUUCUCUUUCUUAGGAUACCUAUCUUCUCUACUCUCUUCCACUUCCUGCCCUUUCCCGUCUUGCCCUGCACUGGUAUAAAUCCAAUGGCUAUAAAGCACACAGGGAAAUGGGUUGACCGUGGCAGGGUUGGUGGGAUGGGGUGGACAAGGUUAUUGCUGAAAGUUGUCCUGAACAAAUGUAUUAAUGACGACCUGACUGUAAUCACUUCUUGCCUUGUCUGGCACCGAAUGGGGGGGAAAGACUUUAAGAAAAAAGCCAAAAACUAAUGAUAAAAACUACUGAAUAAAAGGCAAAUGAAAAUAA
Messenger RNA from Bombina bombina (fire-bellied toad), 2293 nucleotides. RefSeq names its product protein phosphatase 2 regulatory subunit Balpha (gene PPP2R2A). The record is from RefSeq and is a predicted model, not a curated record. Gene Ontology annotation, cellular component: protein phosphatase type 2A complex; cytosol. NCBI's taxonomy places the organism in Eukaryota, Metazoa, Chordata, Amphibia, Anura, Bombinatoridae. Bases 4 to 1482 code for a protein of 492 amino acids. Gene Ontology annotation, molecular function: protein phosphatase regulator activity; protein binding. The transcript is spliced from 10 exons. Gene Ontology annotation, biological process: peptidyl-serine dephosphorylation.